ACCGAAUCCCUCCUUCCAACGCAUCAUUCCCCAUAAUCGUCAUAAGCUCCUACGAGCGCAUAUUGCAAUCCAACCUCAAUAAACGACACAACUUCGACUGCUAAAUUUAAAUUGGGAGGUUCUAUUUGGGUGCUCACUGGGAGCUUGCAUUGGCUCUUGGCCCGCUCUAACCCUUCCGAACAAAAUACUCACUCAGCCAGCAACGGCCACCUCGGAUCACUCAACCAUCGAGAUCCAUCAACAUGUCUCGUGGCGGCGGAACAACCCUCUACGUGACAGGCUUCGGCCACGGAACCAGGGCUAGAGACCUUGCGUACGAGUUCGAACGCUAUGGGCGUCUCGUCCGGUGUGACAUUCCAGCUCCUCGAACUGCAGCAAGCCGCCUCAGGUUUGCCUUUGUCGAGUAUGAGAGUCGCCGUGAUGCCGAUGACGCUUAUCAUGGGCUGCACAAUAAGCGCAUUGGACGGGAUGAUUUACUGAAGAUUGAGUGGGCCCGUACUCCACCUUCUGCUUCCUGGCGCUUUGAUACUGGCAGGGAUCGUGAGCGUGCUCCAGGUGGACGUCGCUCCCCUCGCCGCCGCUCUCCGUCCCCUCGCCGUGGCCGCGACUACUCUCCUAACAAGGAUGAUAGGCGUGAUUAUGACCGCCGUGGGGAUAGAUCCCGCAGCCCUGAUGAUAGGGAUAGAGAGAUGAAGGAUGAACGUGAUGACAUCCGUGAGAAUGGCACUAACGGUAACGACAGAAAUGCGGCCACAGAGUCUCCUCCCCCAGUCCACGAUGAUCUGGACACUGCAGAGUAAUUACUGGUGGUUUCCUAAACAGUCUGUAUUCGGUGCCAGAGAAUAAGUGGUGGCGCUUUUCUCAAAAUGGUUCUAUAGCAUAUGGUUUAACUCAAAUUCGUAAUACAAUGCAAAUUAUGAAUAAUCCCAAC
Molecule: messenger RNA, 931 nt
Organism: Pseudogymnoascus destructans
Lineage: Eukaryota; Fungi; Ascomycota; Leotiomycetes; Thelebolales; Thelebolaceae
Exons: 6
Coding region: 243-800 (185 amino acids)
Biological process (GO): mRNA splicing, via spliceosome
Cellular component (GO): nuclear speck
Molecular function (GO): RNA binding
Source: RefSeq, a predicted model, not a curated record